This is a messenger RNA of Fusarium mangiferae, 741 nucleotides long. RefSeq lists its product as uncharacterized. The record is from RefSeq and is a predicted model, not a curated record. NCBI's taxonomy places the organism in Eukaryota, Fungi, Ascomycota, Sordariomycetes, Hypocreales, Nectriaceae. The coding region runs from base 1 to 741 and encodes 246 amino acids. The transcript has a single exon.
AUGAUCGGAGUUUAUGUGGAACGUCAGGUCGAUGGGAAAUUGGAGACGAAGAGGAUCAAAUUUGAAGACCUAGCCGCCUAUGAAUCCGAUGGCUGGGUGCAAUGGUUUCCCAGAGCAAGGCGCACAGUCCCGACAAUGGACGAGGACCAUCGCAUGGCCGACGAGAUCAAUGACGUCCUCACAGCCUCCGUGCCCUACAAAGAUACAGCCAACAUCAUCUCCCGUGAGAUAGAGCGCUCUUGUACCGGUGACAACAUGGCUUGGGUCGAAGGACCAAUGCUUGAUGGACACAUUCGGUUUCGUGUUCGUCAACUUUCUGCACAGAACAGCGUCGAGGACAAUCGCACGAAGGUCACACUUUCAGUUGAACGCCAAGUCGACGGGAAAUUGGAGACCAAGAAGAUCGAAGUUGUAGCCCCAGCCGCGCAUCAAUAUGAUGGCUGGGUGCCAUCACUGCCGUGGUUCCCUGCGCCAGAGGGAGUGUGUGCUGAUUGGGGUGGUUAUGAUGCGUUUUACAAAUGGCAAGUCAACGGCCGAGCCGUGAGUGAGUCUUGGAUCAGUCAGUAUGACCCUGAUUGGCGAAACAAAGUCGCUAAGCCAAUGAGACUUGUGGAUGACGACGGAAAUGAAGAGGUCGUUCAUCACAGUGACGAUUCAGCCAAAGCCAUGCAGGAGAGGGCCGCCGAGCUCAAAACCGUGCAUGAGAAGCUCUGGGGUGAAGAGACUGGCGAGAGCAACUAA